Chenopodium quinoa (quinoa) is the source of this 1356-nucleotide messenger RNA. RefSeq lists its product as uncharacterized. The coding region runs from base 1 to 1356 and encodes 451 amino acids. The record is from RefSeq and is a predicted model, not a curated record. The transcript has 4 exons. NCBI's taxonomy places the organism in Eukaryota, Viridiplantae, Streptophyta, Magnoliopsida, Caryophyllales, Amaranthaceae.
AUGUCGUAUCCUGUGCUUUCAAAAGCCACUGCUACUGAUUUAGACAGGGAGGCUAUGGAAUUUACGAGCUUCACGCUGCAAGAAUCAAUUAGCAUGUCAUUCUUCCUUGAUUUGAACAUCAGGUCCAACUUUGUUGAAGACAAAAUGUAUGUAACAAGGCUUCUGUCUCUGUAUAGGAAGUCCCCUGAGGCUCUUGCUCAGCCACCUCCUGAAGGUCCAAAUUCCGGCUACCUCGUAUUGCAAGAUGAAGAUUCCACAUCAACUACAUGUUUCGGGUUGUGCAACAACUCGUUUACAACAAAUCUCCCUUUUCCACAGAACAAGUCCCCCAUUAUUCAGCACAAAAGUGACAAAAAUACCACUAACUACCCUUUGUUCUUGAUACCUGUUAUUAAUCAACCCUUAUCAUCUCAUCAAUAUUAUGCCAUCAAGAAUGAAGGCAAUCAUAAAGGGGAGGCUUAUACAAGUUCGACGGAGGACAACAGGCAGACAAGCUGUUUCUGCAUCAGCAACAUCAGAGAUAAAAAAACAAAAGAACUGAAUCCUAUUGACAAAAAACAACAGUUUGAGUUUUCAUUCACUACAAAGUGUGGAAAUUCUAUGUUUCGCGUCAAAUCUGUAGCAUCUUAUUGUCAUCCUCCAACGUUCAUGAGAAAUGGAGGGUGGAGACUAUGGAAUUCAGAUCAAAAAAAUUUCACACUUGGUGUAGCUGAUGGACUAAAUUAUGCUCUACGUGCUCGUCUUCCUGACUUUAACUUCUUACCAUCAGAAGAAUGUUCCAAAGUACUAUUGGUAGGUGAAUGGUAUACUCCUUUCAUGUUUGUCAAAGAAAGGACACCAAAAGAACAGGUAAAAAGGUCUAUGUUCUAUGAGGUAAAACUCGAGCAAAUAUGGAAGAGGAUUUAUUACCACAAAAACAAUGGUACUGAAGGAAAUAUUGUGUCUUUUAAUGUUACUAUUCCUACUCAAAGAGUUAAGGUUAAUGGAAAGGAAGCCGUGGAAAUUAGUAAUGAGACUAAUGACAGGGCUAGUGCAGGGGUGCAGUGGUUUCGAGUAAUAGACAACUACAACGGUGAUGGUAGUAGAAUUGGGUUAAGUUCAUUGAUUGUAGAGCGAAUGAUGUGGGAACAAGAAAGAGUUGGAUGGUCUAAUAACACGGAAAAGCAAGCAAAUAUAGCUCGAGUAGAGGAAUAUAGAACAUAUGAUGGUACAUAUAAGAUGUUUGCUUGUUAUAUGCUAGUUGAGAGAUUUGUGUUCAAAAGAAUGGAUGGAAGCAUUGCUUUAAGUUUUGAUUUUAAUCACACACAUCAAUUGAGGAUUAAAUGGGUUGAUGUUUGGACCAUUUUUGACAAGUAA